This is a messenger RNA of Sordaria macrospora k-hell, 552 nucleotides long. Its product is annotated as mitochondrial 54S ribosomal protein uL13m. Gene Ontology annotation, molecular function: mRNA binding; structural constituent of ribosome. Gene Ontology annotation, biological process: negative regulation of translation; translation. NCBI's taxonomy places the organism in Eukaryota, Fungi, Ascomycota, Sordariomycetes, Sordariales, Sordariaceae. The record is from RefSeq and is a predicted model, not a curated record. Gene Ontology annotation, cellular component: mitochondrial large ribosomal subunit; ribosome.
AUGUCGCAAACCUUUGGAUCUACCCGACUAGCCUACUCCCGUGUCUGGCAUCACAUCUCCGCCGUCACCCCUCACCCGACGCUCUCGACCAUCAAGGCGCCCGCCGAUGACAUUACCCCUCCCUCUCUGGGCCGUCUGGCCUCGCGCAUCGCCACAAUUCUGAUGGGCAAGCACAAGCCGAUUUGGGACCCCUCGACCGACUGCGGCGACUACGUGGUGGUGACCAACUGCGCGGGCCUGUACACGACGGGCCACAAGAAGUGGCGCAAGACGUACUACCGCCACAACACGCGGCCCGGCUCGCUGCAGGCCAUCACUAUGGACGCGCUGAUGGAGAAGCACGGCGGCGCCGAGGUGCUGCGCAAGGCCGUCAGCGGCAUGCUGCCCAAGAACAGGCUGCGCGACAAGCGGCUGGCGAGGCUCAAGGCGUUUGAGGGCGACGCGCACCCGUACAAGGAGAACUUGGUGCGGUUCGGCGGCAAGGUCGUGGGCGCUGAAGGGUGGGAGGAGGCUGUCAAGGCUAUCAGGGAGGCGGAUAUGCAGAGGAUAUGA